This is a messenger RNA of Chlamydomonas reinhardtii, 7875 nucleotides long. RefSeq lists its product as uncharacterized. The transcript is spliced from 25 exons. Gene Ontology annotation, molecular function: protein binding. The record is from RefSeq and is a predicted model, not a curated record. NCBI's taxonomy places the organism in Eukaryota, Viridiplantae, Chlorophyta, Chlorophyceae, Chlamydomonadales, Chlamydomonadaceae. The coding region runs from base 212 to 7756 and encodes 2514 amino acids. Gene Ontology annotation, cellular component: centrosome.
CCAAAGUCAAAACACCUUUCAACCUUCGGCCCUUGGCCACACGCUAAUUUAGGCUUUAUGUAUUUACACUGUAUUUUGUACAUAAACAGAGCGCGGUGCCAGUCUUAUAAACAGCGUUUCGGGCAGCUGAGGCAGGAUGCGUAGUGCCCCUAGAACUCUCAGGACUUUCCAAAUCUGCAGCGUUUGACACCAGACAGAAGCUUGAGAAAGAAUGCUGCGCUUCACCGCGCCACCACGGGUGACGAUAUGCGGACCGGGCGGAAGCAUUUGGGUGACGAAACCAGUUCCCGGUGUUGCUGGCCUGGUUUCCGUGCUGCAAGUACCGGCGAGCAAGUACUCGGAAGCCGUUCGGGGCCCAGACUUCGCCGUGGUGGCGCUGGACCAGUCCGGCACGCUCCUCCUGACCAUCGAUACCCGGGGAAGCUUGUACUCAUAUCAGCUGCGUCAUAACCGCUUCAGCUGUCUGGACAAGGCGCAGAGUGCCGGCACAGCAGCUCUAUUUGCUGGUCCCCGCCUGGUGUUCGCUGCAUUCUCGGAUGGGUCAUUACGGGUAUACGACAUCAGCAAGAGCGCUCUGGUGGCCAUGUUCAGGGAGCACAGGAGCCCUGUGCGGCACCUGGCGCUGAGCCGGGAGCUGGAUGAGCUGCUCAGCACGAGUGUAGACGGGGUCAUGGUGUGGGACAUCAAGAAGCUGCGAAGGAAGCGAGUGCUGGGCAGCGGCCCGUAUGGCGCGGUGCAGGCGUCAUACACGCCUGAUGGGCUGGCAAUUGUGACCCAGUUCAAGGACGGUAGCUUUUACGUGUGGGCCGCGGGCAACUUCACACUGUUGCGCUCCUUCACACUGCCAUUGGGGCCCGCGCUCCGGCCCGCGCAGUCGGCCUUUGCGCUGAGCCCCGAUGGCCAGUGGCUGGUGGCAUGUGGGGCGGGCCUACCGCUGCUACUGCUCUACAGCAUUAUUGGUGGAGAGCUCCUGUACGGAGUGGGGCUACCGGCACCGCCCACCGCUCUGGACCAGGCAGCAGCUGGCCAGGCGGCAGAUGCUGCGGCGGCCGCGGCCGCGGCUGCGGAAGGUCAUGCGGGGGCGGCACAGCUGCCGCCGGCGGGCCAUUUGGAGGGCCCUGCGGCUGCUACCGCGCUGGCGGCCACACUGCCCAUGGCCGUCGGCGCCACGCAGGUGCGUUUCCUGCCCGAUUCGGCCACGGUGGCGGCACUGCUGACGGACGGCUCGGUGGCGUUCGUGGACGUGUUGGGCUGCCAGGCGGUGGGGUCGGUGCCGUACACGUUCCCCAACCGCCAGGACUGCAUGUUCGAUGCGGACGAGCGGGUGGAGCAAAUGGCGUUGGUGGCCAAUGGCAAGGUAAUGCUGUAUGACCUGGAGGCAACUCGCACCAACGUGCAGCCGCCUCGGCCGCUGCCCCGUGUGCUGCCGGCCCAGCUGGACGACCUGGCGGCGGCGGUAGCGCUGCAGAGCCUGCAGCGGCAGCAGGCGCCGGAGGAGCAGCAGCACAAGGCGCAGGCUACAGCGCAGCCUGUGCGACAGGUCGAGCAAGCCAGAGAUGCGGAACGGGCUGGAGGCAUGGCACGCGACACGCAGCGCGCACAGGACACACAGCGAGCAUCGCAAGGGAAGGUGGCAACGUCUGGCCUUACCGCCGCUGCCGGCAAGCGCAAAGCCGGCGCUCCAGCUGUGGCAGCAGGUGGGGGAGCAGCUGGCGCGGCAGGGGGCGUCGCCAACCGGUGGUCUCCACCGCGGCGCGGUGCAAAGCCAUUCGGCACGGUUGCGGCAGGCGGCCUAACAGCACCUGGUGCCGCCGCUGCGCCGCUGUCCGCCCCGCUGGGUGGUGGAGCCGCGGGCGCUGCCUCGGCAGGUGUGGCCCUGGACCGGUCGCGGCUGGAGUCGCUGUUGGAGGCGUUUGGCGAGUACCCUGCUAAGUACCGCCUGCUGAUCUGGGACUACCUCCUGCAACUGCCGCACAAUACGUCGGCCUUCUCCGCGCUGGCGGGCCUGGGCGCCCACCCCGCCUUCAAGGACCUCCCGGCGCAGCUGGGGCUGCCCAGCAGGGCCAUGGCGCAGCGCCUGGCCAGCACACUGUCGCAGCUGGCACAUUGGUGCCCCGUGUUCGCCGAGUCGUCCUUCCUGCCAGACCUGGUGUUUCCCUUCGUCAAGCUGUUUGCCUCCAGCCCGGGCCCACUUGGCACCGCGGACGGCGGCGCAGUGCUGUCGGCUGCGGCACUUGAUGAGCGCUGCUUUGAGACGUUGGCCACACUCAUUGCCGGCGGCUGGCUCCGCGGUUGGUGGGAGCGCUUCCCCCACCCCCCACUGGGGCUGCUGACGCGCCUGCAGGACCUGCUGGGUCUGCACGACGCGCCAGUAGCCGCCCACUUCAGCGCCUGCCGAGGCGGCUUCGCGGCAGUGGUUUGGCCGCACCUGGCCACCCUGUGGACCGAGCUGCUUAGCCGCGGAGACUGGAUGCGGCUGUGGGACCACUGCAUUACGGCCGGACCCGACCUGCUCUACUUCUUCAUCGCCGCCUACUGGGUCAGCCUGCGCUCGGGGCUGCUGGCCUGCGACACUGACCACAAACUGGCCAACUGGCUGGCGGGGCCGCCGCCCGUGGACGUGGGCAAGGUCCUGCGCACGGCGUACCUGCUGCGCGAGCGCACCCCUGCGGAGCUGCGGCCUGUGCCGGCUGAGUGGCAGCCGCUACCGCCCGGCCCCACCUACACCGACUUCAAAGGAUUUCCUGAGGCCGCCGUAGAGGUGUUUUCGGCUGAUCGCAAGCGCAUCCGGGACGCGGAGGACGCCAUCAUGCGCCGGCGCGCAGUGGUGUCGGAGCUGGAGCUGCGCACGCGGGCAGUGGCGCUGCAGGCUGCCUCGCUUUCCACCGAGCGACAGCAGCUGGCGGCGCUAGAGGAGGAGCGGCGGGGCCUGCUGCGGCAGCUGGAGGCGGAGACGGCGGCGGAGCUGGCCCGGCUGGACGAUCGCGCCAAGGAGGAGAAGCUCAAGCAGGUGGCGGCGGUGGAGCGGGCGUACCAGGCCAACCUGUUGGAGGUGCGGGCCACGUGGCAGCGCGAGCUGGAGUCGGUGCGGGCCGAGGUGGCGCACAAGCGGGCGCUGGCGGCGCAGCAGGUCCGCAGCCGCGAGGAGGACGAGCAGAUCAAGAAGCUGGAGUUCCACGCGCAGCAGCGCAUGUGGGAGCUGGAGGAGGACACACGGCGGGCGGCUCUGGCGGCAGCGGUGCGGGACGAGCUGGGGGCACAGCAGGCGGAGAUGGAGGCCAAGCAACGGGUCAAGCUCAAGGAGUGGGAGACAGACGAGGAGGCUCGGCGGCUGCGCUUCCAGGCUGAGGCGGCUCGCCGCUCCGAGGUGGCGGCCACCGCCGAGGCCGCGGCCGCCCGCAACGCCGCCGCGCGUGAGGUGCUGUCCAUGACGCUGGAGGCGGAGGACCAGCUGGUCAAGUUGGAUGGCCAGCGGCGGCUAAGGCGGCUGACGGAGGAGGCGGCGUUGGUGACGGCGGAGGCCCGGGCGGCGGAGGAAGCACGCGCUGCCGCCCGCGCCAAGGCUGAGAGGGAGGCGGUGCAAAUCCGCGCGGCGGCGGACCUGGCCUGGUUCGAGGCAGAGCAGCUGCGGCGAGAGCAGCUGCUCGAGGAAGAGAGGCAGCAGAUGCAGGCCAUGGCUGACGCCGCACGUGAGAAGCUGGCGGACACGGAGGCGGCGGCGCGGACCAUGGCGGCCCAGGCGGAGCUCCUGGAGCGCCGCAGGCAUCUUGAGCGACAGAAUGUAGAGGAGGAGGCACAGGUGCGGCGACUGCUGGGCGCCAUGGCGGCGGAGAGGGCGCGGGACGCCGGUCUGGUGGUCACACUGGAGGCCAAACAGGAGGAGAUGAAGGCCAAGUUAGAGCACGCGGCCCGUGUGGGCAGCCUGCAGCGCGAGGUGGAAUCCAGCGAGGCGGCGGCGGCGGCGGCCCUGCGCGCCCAGCUGUCUGAGCAACAGCGGCUUGAGUUGGCAGAGCUCAGGCGCCAGCACGAGGCGGCCAUGCAGCAGCUGGCCGGCGAACGGGAGGGGCAGGCCGCGGAGGCUGCCGCGCGGCUGCGCGCCCAGCUGCAGGCCCAGCAGGCAGCUGAGGUGCGGGACAUGACCUCCACCUUCGAGCGCAGCCUGGCGGACAUGGAGCGCGAGCUGCUGCUGGAGCAGGUACGGCUAGCUCGGAGCGCGGCGGCAGCCGCAGCCAGUUCUGGGCAGCACACCUCUCAGACGUCUUACUCCACCUCGGCCGCUGCUGCAUCGUCCUCCAACACCACAUCCGCCACAACUUCAGCUGCUGCCACCUCACAAGCGGCCGCUUCCACUGCUGGUGCUGGUGCUGGCGGCGUGGGAGGACGUGACGCCGCUCAGUCCCGGCCGGCGCCCAAUGGGGCACCUGGUUCGGCGGUGGGCGGGCAUGCUGCUGGGGGAACGGCAGCAGCUGCACGGCCGCAGACCGGCCCCAGCGGCUCUGCCGCCAACCUGCUGAGCCGGCUGCUGGCGGUGGAGACGCCCACCCGCACCUCCGUAAUGUCAGAGAGCGACUACACGCCCGGUUCCCUGCCCAGCACCACGGCCACGGCCACGCCCUCGCCCAGCCCCUUGCCUGAUGCCGUGCUUGGCAGGCGCUCUGCCAUCGGAGCAACGGCAGCGACCCUGGGGGGCGCCGCAUCUGGUCUUGCGCGCCGCGCCGGUGCGCCGCCUCAGCCUAAGGGACACCCGCCACGGUUUGGUCUGCCGCUGACGGCCGCUGCUACAGCGCAGGCCGCAGACAGAGAAGCUGAGCCACGGCAGAGAUCCGGCUCCACGUCUACCGGCCCCACCAGUGGCGCAACCAGUGGGAGCAACACCCGCGGAAGUAGCGGCAAUGGAAGUGGUGUUGGUGAUGACGCCAACGGAGAGGGCGCUGUAUAUGCUCUCAGGCGCGCUGGUGUCAGCGAAUCCAGCGGUCUUACUGCCACUGUCAGAGCCCGCGACGUUGGUGAAGCUACUGGUCCAGUAGCUGGAGCCAUUGGUGACGGGUGGCUGUCGCAAGCUGCCAGAGUGCAAGCAGCACUCUUCCCGACCACCCCCGCCACUGUCAGCGGCUCCACCACCUCUGCCUACACCGCCCCCAGCAGCAUCCUGCCAGCAUCCAGCCCGGCCUCCUCAGCCAGCAUGUACCUGCCCGGCCCCGGGCCCCUGGACCGCUCCACUGAGGCCGCCACUGCAGCUGCCGCCGCGGUAGGCAGCGCUGGGCGGGCGGCACUGGCGGUGCUGGAGGCGGUGUCCCCAGAGCGGCCCACGCCGGGCAGAGAAAGCUGGGAGGCGCGCUCGACCGGCAGGGGCGGCAGCCCCUCCAGUCUGAGUGGGGCACUGCGCCGCCUGGGUCUGGGUGACGACAUGAGCGAAUUGUCCACGGGGGCCACCAGCGCCGGGGCCACUGUCACAGCGGCCCAGGCAGGCGGAGGCGACGUCGACAUGAGCGUUGCCGUCACUCCAGGUCUGAGCCCGGGGCAGUACGGCAGUGGCGGCUCCAUGUCCUCUCUGGACACCACCCCGCUGCCCUCGCGCACCACCCGUGAGCUUGUGGCUGCAGCUGGCAGGUGGGGCGGCGCCGGACCCACGGACACGCCUGUGACCGCUAGCGGCAGCAGCAGCGGCGCUGAGGUGCGUGGCGGGCGGCCGCACGGCAGCGCACCGUCUGAGAGCGCUGGCAUGUUCAGUGCUAGCGCUGGUGGGGCGGGCAGCCAGCCGCUGGCAUCUGCAGGGACUGACGCGGGAGCAGGAGCAGUGAGCGGUGCCAGCUCGGGCGCCCCUUCCGCCAGCUUCAGCGGCAGCGGCAGCGGGGCCAGCAGGGGCAGUGGCGGCGACAGCGGGCCGGGGGCCAGUGAGUUGAGCUCACUGCAGCGGUCAGGGCUUCUGGGGCUAUCCGCACCAGCGCCGUCUGCGCCAGGCCCGCAUAGGGGCUCACAAGGCAGUAGCAGCAGCAGCCAUGAAAGCCGGCAACAGGGUCCUGCAAUGACAUCUGCGGCAUCCUCUUCAACUGCCUACACCGCUUUCACGCCAGCCACCAGGCCCGCAGUCCCAGCGAUGUCGGCGUCUGUACCCUCCGGCGGCCGCGUGUCGGGCGCAGUCAGCCACGCAAGUGCCUCCACCACCUCCGCCCCCACGCCAGUCAGCGCCUCGGCCUCCUCGACCUCAUCCGGCAAUGUUGCUCCAGUGUUGCCUGCAGCCCCAGCGGGGAGCGCCGGCAGUGCACGGAAUGACGAGACGGCUUCCGUAGCCGGUAGCAGUGCCGGCAGCGGCGCCCGGAGCGGUAGCCGUGCGAUUGCCAGUGCUGCGGAAGCCGGGGCCGAUGCAACAGCGCCUAGCCCCGGCCUGACCGAGUCGCAACUGCCCAGCCCCGGCCCCAGCCUGGGCCCGGACCUGAGUCCCGGUCUGGCCUCCACAGUGACCCUGGGCGUGAGCCCGCUGGCCCCCGGCUCGGCCUACAGCCCCAGCGCCGCCAGCUACCCGUACCAGUCCCGCCAGAGCAUGGUGCGCGGCAGCCCGGCCAGGUCGCCCGGCGUGUCCGAGAGCGGCCGCCCCUCGCUGCUGCAGACCUACAGCAGCGGCGGUGCCGGUCUGCCCUCACUGCCUGGCGGCGACCUGGACAUGUACAGCGCCGGCCUGGCCGCAGACUUCGCCGCCAGCACCAGACUGGCCAUGGCCAUGACGGAGGCGGAGAGCGAGGCGGCGAGGCGCCAGCAGCAGCAGCAGCAGCAGGCCGCCAGGUCUGCACGGCCGUCCUCGAGCAGUGGGGUCGCAGCCGGUGGCGCUGCCAGUGCCGUGUCCCCCUCACCCGACGUGGCAGAGCUGCUGCGGCGGCUGAGGCUGGCGGUGGAGGAGUCGCCCGCACGGCCGCUGCAGCCACCCGCCGCACAGGCGCCUGCACAGCCCCCCCGGCUGCGGCACCAGGAGGCGGCUGCAUCGCCCGCGCUGCUGCCACCUCAUGCUGGUGACCGGCAUGGGGCUGGCGGUGGCGGCCCCGCGCCCUGGUCAGCACACCCCAGUCCCGCGCCCAUGGGUUUCGGCAGUCGGGUGGAAAGCGCGGCGGGCAGCGCCAGCGACCUGUCACAGCACGUGGAGCGCAGCGGCAGUGGCGGCGGCAGCGGCAAUGGCAGCGGCGAUGAGCGGGCAGCUUUGGAGCCGGCGAGGCUGGCGGCGGCGGCGCCCUACGGUGCCAGCAGCGCUCCCUACCGGGCGCCAUCACCGCCGCGAGGCGCCCCGACCGGCUCGCUAGGUCCCAGCCCGCUGUCCCGGGCUCGCGGGAGUGGUGGCGGCAGUGAGGCGCCCCACUACAUGAAGACCUGGUACCCGGGCAGUCCUGCACCCGCAGACUCGCACAGCCUUCUUCCCAGCAGCACCGCGACACCACAGCAUGCGGGUGACGCGGCCGGCGCCGGCGGCUCCAGUGCGGGCGACCAGACCGGUGACCUGAGCGCACUGCUGCGUGGCCUGGGUGGGGCCAGUGCGCCGCUGUCCGACCUGGAGACCAGCCCGGGCGGCGACACGUACACACACACGUACACCGACAUGGACCUGCUGUACGGACACGCUGCUGACGUGGACUCGCUGCUGUACACUGGCUCGGCGGCGGGCGGGGCCGGCGAGACGGGUUUUACCCCCGGCUCCACGUUCAGGACGGAUGCGGACGAGACGGCCACACUGGAGGAAUUGGGGGAGGAGAUUGAGGAGAUCCAGCUGUGACGAUGCUGUGUGGAUAGGGGGACGACUAGCUUGGCAGUAGCUGCCUGGGAGGCUGAGCCCUGACGCACUGGGGCAGUACGAGCUGUGUGCCAGACAUCAGCAUUGGACCUAUAAAUUCU